This is a messenger RNA of Carica papaya (papaya), 796 nucleotides long. The record is from RefSeq and is a predicted model, not a curated record. Lineage: Eukaryota; Viridiplantae; Streptophyta; Magnoliopsida; Brassicales; Caricaceae.
CCUAGAUUAGACCGUUGGAGGAGAUCAGAUGGAGGAGAUUUAAAAGAAAACGAACGGCCCAGAUCGAGUUUGUGAGAUCCAAUGGCUGGGGGAACAGGUAUAAAAGGGAAAGAGAUUAGAGAUUUUCUUCAUUUAGAAGAGAAGCCAAAAAGAGAGAGGGAGAAGGAGAGAGGCGGUUGGGGAGAAAAGGAAGAAAGGGUGUUGCGCAGGGAAGCCGAGAGAGGAAAGAAGAGAGAGGCCGGAAAGGAAGAGGGGAAGGGAGAAGAAAAGAGAGGAAGGGAAGAAAAAGAGUGUGGCCAAGUGGGAAGAGGAGGAAAGCUGAGAAUGGUUGCGCAAGGGGGAGGAGAAGAGAGAGAGUCGCAUAGGCAGAAAGCCGAAGAGAAGAGAAGGAAGGGAAAUCGCGACCAAGGAGCAUCGUAUGACGGUGGAAUCCAAAAUCAAGGUUGUUCAAAUUUUUCAAGCAUCGCACUCGAGCCAGGUUUAGAAGCUAGAGAGAUGCGGGGUGACCGAGAUAAGACGACUGGGAACCAAGCCGAGGCUGAAUCACUCGAAUCGAAGCUAAAACCAUUAUGCUUUCGUGUUUUGGUGGUGGUUUGAGCAGCGGUGGAGCAGGACCAAUGUCGGCUGGUCGCAUGGGCUCGGCCGAGCCACCCACCCACAUGGGAACCAAGGAGGUUCCCUUAGGAAUGGGGAAACCCACCCACCGUGGAAGCUGAAGAAAUGGAGGCCAGAAUCGCCCUUUUGGGAUUUCGAUUCAUUGUUCGGGAAGCUGAAAAAUCUCCCUUGAAAACGAAAA